Messenger RNA from Condylura cristata (star-nosed mole), 761 nucleotides. RefSeq names its product proteasome (prosome, macropain) subunit, beta type, 9 (gene PSMB9). Gene Ontology annotation, cellular component: proteasome core complex. The record is from RefSeq and is a predicted model, not a curated record. The transcript is spliced from 6 exons. Gene Ontology annotation, molecular function: threonine-type endopeptidase activity. Lineage: Eukaryota; Metazoa; Chordata; Mammalia; Eulipotyphla; Talpidae. The coding region runs from base 61 to 720 and encodes 219 amino acids.
GCGGUGCGCUGUCCCAGGUCGGGAACCGGAGCCCCAGGCAGCAGAAAGAGCGGCGCCGGGAUGCUGCGGGCGGGAGCACCAACCGGGGACCAGCCCUGGGCCAGAGAAGUCCACACUGGGACAACCAUCAUGGCGGUAGAAUUUGAUGGGGGUGUUGUGAUGGGUUCUGAUUCCCGGGUAUCUGCAGGCAAGGCAGUGGUGAACCGAGUGUUUGAUAAACUCUCCCCCCUGCACCAGCACAUCUACUGUGCCCUGUCGGGAUCAGCUGCUGAUGCCCAAGCCAUAGCAGACAUGGCUGCCUACCAGCUGGAACUCCAUGGAAUGGAACUGGAUGAACCUCCACGAGUUCUGGCUGCUGCAAAUGUAGUUAAGAAUAUCACCUACAAGUAUCGGGAUGACCUGUCUGCACAUCUCAUGGUAGCUGGCUGGGACCAACAGGAAGGAGGCCAGGUGUAUGCAACCCUGGAAGGAAUGCUGACGCGGCAGCCCUUCGCCAUUGGUGGCUCUGGCAGCACCUACAUCUACGGUUAUGUGGAUGCAGCAUAUAAGCCAGGCAUGUCCCCUGAGGAGUGCAGACGCUUCACCACAAAUGCUAUCACUCUGGCCAUGAGCCGGGAUGGCUCAAGCGGGGGUGUCAUCUACUUGGUCACCAUUACAGCUGCUGGUGUGGACCAUCGAGUAAUCUUGGGCAACGAGCUGCCGAAAUUCUAUGAUGACUGAAUCUCCUCAGACUUCCUUCCUUAUUUUGUAAUAAACUAUCU